Sander lucioperca (pikeperch) is the source of this 1968-nucleotide messenger RNA. RefSeq lists its product as uncharacterized. The record is from RefSeq and is a predicted model, not a curated record. The transcript has 4 exons. Bases 307 to 1059 code for a protein of 250 amino acids. NCBI's taxonomy places the organism in Eukaryota, Metazoa, Chordata, Actinopteri, Perciformes, Percidae.
UCAUUGAUCAUCGUUCUGUAUCUAAGCCAACUACACAGCUACACAUCUACUGCUGUUUCGUCUUCUGCUAAGGCCCUGAGAGGAACACACUCUAAACAAACAUAAUUAUCUUUAACGCCUACAUGGGGUUAAUGUUUUGAUAUUUGAAAAAGACUGUACGUCUAACCUAAAAACCUAACUCACCUGGUUAUUGGCGUAUCGUCUAACGUUACUUCCUCUUUGUACAUCGCGGGAUUCCCAGUUUGUGCUAACGUCACACCACCGGGGAGGUGUGCCUCUGGCUGCAGUAACGUUACAGGUGACGUGAUGCCUCAGAAUGGUAUGAACUAUGAGGGUGGAAGAGGAGGGACGCGUCACAACACCUGUAAAGCCAACGGUCAGGUUCCAGGCACAGGUUUGGUUAAUGGAGCUGUUGUUCACAAUGGCUGCCCAGCUGAUGCCACUAGAACCAGUGAGAAAACCCCAGCUGGCACACUGAACGAUACCAAACCACAAUGCAUGGUUGAUGGUUAUAUUUACCAGAGCUCCAAGGGCAGCAGUACAAAAGCAGCGCCCCCAAGGACAAUCAGGAGACAAGGAAGCACGAUUUCAGCUGUCACUGAUGCCUCAGCAGCUGGCAGGGUCCGCAGUUCAGGAACUCCAGGUGGUAUCUCAGUGAAUGGGGACACCGGUCUAGACACUGUUGCUUUGCCAUGUAAUUCUGACCAAAUGGCACCGCAGCCCAGCCUGUUGGCAGCAGCAAAGAUCCAGAGAAGAAGGAAGAAAUUCAGACAUAAAAAGAGAGACACAGAAGUCGUCCAUCCAGUGUACCCUAUUCUCCCAUUGAUGCCCCCACAAGAGAAGGAAGACUGGGAAAAGGAGAUCCAAGAGGUCACAAAGACUGACUGGGGAAAGUUCUGUUUCGGAGACACACCCUACGGUUUCUCUCACAGCAAGCUGUUUCUACUCAGGCUGACGUUGACUUUCAAAGCUGUUCCUAGGAUUCAGGUCAGACCAAGCACAAAUGUUCUACUGGUGUUCUGUGCCUCCUCCAGGUCCACAAGAUGUUAUCCGUUUUGAUUUGCACGAUUUGACACUUAAGCAAAGGGACACAGUUGACCUGCCGGUGACAGCCAAUUACAAACCAGCCGUACACCACCCUCCCCCUGUCAAAUGGUCCUGCUACAGCAUUCCCACGGAGACGGACCAGUUCGCAGACGCUGACGAGUAAGCCAGACGCAUGUUGUUAUGUUAAAGGAUUGGUAGAAGUCAAUGUUCACAUACCAAAAGUAACUAAGGGGUUCUGCUGUAAAUCGUGUUAGCCCUUAUUGGCAUUGUGCAGAUUUGGGGAUCCUGGGUAGUACCCAUGCUUAGAAUAUUUGUUUAGUCACCAUGAGUCUUAUUUUCCUCAUCUAAAACAUUAUUGGACAUUUUUUUUUAUUUAAAACUUCUCUGGGUUAAUGGUAUCUCAGGUCAAAGAUUAUAGGGUGGAGCCUAGGUUGCAAUCAGGUUAUUUUUAUUGCAUGUUUUACUUUGUAUUUUAUAUUCAGAUUUUAUAUUGCAACAUAUUAAUUUGUCUUCUGUGAUCUUAAGGAAUGAUUUUAGAUAAACUACCAUACUUUGCUGUUGUACCGCUUCAGUGACUGUUGUUACUGAAAAUGGUCAUGCAUUUACUGUUCUUCCAUUUCAUAUCUUCAUCAUUUUGCUAGUAUUCAAAAAAACUCCAUUAAUAGUUUUUAUGUAAAUUCUGUAUUUUGUGUUUUAUAAUGCCUGAAAUGGGCACACUGUUGGCAUUAUAAGUUGCUCUUUUGAGCUAUCAAUUCUAUUGUUUAUCAAUUGCACGUUCACAACAAGCACAUGAAGCAACUAUUUUAAUUUGGAGCCAACCUAACCAAGAAAUUAUGGUUUGAUUAUGUAACAACAACAAAUCGUUAUUUGCCCUUUCAGACUUUCAUUUUCACAACCACAAUAAAUCAAAUUUUCUUUUAA